Molecule: messenger RNA, 1345 nt
Organism: Sitophilus oryzae (rice weevil)
Lineage: Eukaryota; Metazoa; Arthropoda; Insecta; Coleoptera; Curculionidae
Product: transcription factor Sox-14-like
Exons: 2
Coding region: 329-1066 (245 amino acids)
Biological process (GO): anatomical structure morphogenesis; cell differentiation; regulation of DNA-templated transcription
Molecular function (GO): RNA polymerase II cis-regulatory region sequence-specific DNA binding; DNA-binding transcription factor activity, RNA polymerase II-specific
Source: RefSeq, a predicted model, not a curated record
AGCGAUAAUUCCCGCGCAAGCCGAUGCCCCGCCCCCCGAGGCGCGUGGCCCUUCAGGGUGCAACGCGUGAAACCAGUUGGGCCGUAUCAAUCGCACCAAAGUUAACCGACAGCCCACAACACGCAAAAACACCACUUUAUCUCGCUAUCGUCGCAUCAAGCCAAUUUACAAGACGCUAUCAGUCCAACUAUAUACAGCCGACAGUGGUGCAUAUAUCGGAGUUCAUAAAGACAUAUAAAAAAAUAUAUAUAACCUUCUGAACUCCCCGACGUGGUUCGUGUGAAUAUAUAUGCCUCUAAAAACUUUGUAGUGAUAAUAAAACUGAGUGAUGUCGUCACCAAAGCCAACCGCGGUGCUUGCCGGCAAUCAGGAGCAUAUCAAGAGGCCGAUGAACGCGUUUAUGGUGUGGUCCAGAGGUCAGAGGAGGAAGAUGGCACAGGAAAAUCCGAAGAUGCACAAUUCGGAGAUUUCGAAACGUUUGGGUGCCGAAUGGAAACUGUUGAGCGAGAGUGAAAAGAGGCCGUUCAUCGAUGAGGCUAAACGAUUAAGAGCACUUCACAUGAAAGAACAUCCCGACUACAAAUACCGACCACGACGCAAGCCCAAACCCCUCAUUAAGAAAGAACCUAAAUUUGGAUUCGCCAUGUCACCGCUCAUAUCUCCUUCCAUGGACAAUGCAAGUCUUCAAAGAUCAUUGAUGCCACCGAUCUCAACAUCCUCCGGUCUUUCUUCGUUACUUAAUCCCGAUCCAGACCAUCUAAAAUUAUCCAGAUCAUUGUUCCCUCCACUACCUUAUCUCUAUCAUCCGUUUCGGCAUCCAGAAGAGUCCAAGUUUGCAGCAGAACUAGCUUUAUUGUAUAGCAACAAUCCCCUGUAUCCGCCGAAUUUCAACUGGCCGAUAAAUAACAUUUCCAGUCAAAACGUUAAUAGUAGCAAUCCGUGCAAUAUGUGUCCUCCCACCUUUUCCAGGAGAUCGCCCAGUCCAGAAUCGAUCAAGAGGCCAGUGUGCGUCAUUAUGAAAAAUGACGAAUUUCGAUCUGAACCCAUGCCAGCCCACGUUAUUUGAAAACCGCUUCCGGUUCAGCCGGAAAGGCUGAACCACCUGGGCAGUUGGUUUAGCGACAUCGCUAAUCUGGCAAGUAGUUCUAGCGCUAUAGCUGCUAGCACGUCGGUGGGCCUAAUGGGGUACAGGGAUGGGACGGAAUCUGGUAGAGAAAGCACUAGUCCAUGUGGAAAAUAAGUGGUUUAGAUUGGAUGAAAAUGCGACGGUUAUGUGAAAAAUGUACUGUGAUUAUUGUUGUUUUGUUGUUUUAAAUUUGUGAUUCUGAAUAAAACACGAAGUUUA